Molecule: messenger RNA, 1674 nt
Organism: Fusarium pseudograminearum CS3096
Lineage: Eukaryota; Fungi; Ascomycota; Sordariomycetes; Hypocreales; Nectriaceae
Exons: 1
Coding region: 1-1674 (557 amino acids)
Source: RefSeq, a predicted model, not a curated record
AUGCGACUCAUCGAUCUGAUGCCACUUGGCACUGAACCCAAAGCCUCUGUCACAAUCGACGAUAUCGAUAUAAACGCCUUGUCGGUUGAUGCUAUGCCCCAUGUCAAGCUACUGUCAACAGCUGACCUGCCCGGAGAUAUCAAGUACUUGACGCUAAGUCACUGUUGGGGCGAAUCCGUCCCCAUCAAGCUUUCAAACAAGUCAAAGUCUGUCUAUGCAAAGCAAAUCCCAAGAGAAGACCUCUUACAACCUGAGGCCAAGGUUUUCAGAGAAGCUAUCUGGGUAACCAGAUGUCUAGGAUAUCGUUAUCUAUGGAUCGAUGCAUUAUGCAUUAAUCAAGAAGACGACAAUGAAAAGGCCAUCGAGGUCGCUAGAAUGGACCAAAUAUACAGCGGAGCAACAGCAAAUCUAUCUGCUACGUCUGCAUCGUGUGGAGCUGAAGGUAUGAUCUUUACAAGACAAGAAAGUCUAUACGAGUUAUUUCCUUGCGACUGGAAGACAGUGGAAAUGGGUCAAGAAAAGCACGAUUAUCUAGUGGCAUACGUGGAAGAGAACAAACUCGACGAGGAGCCAGCCAACACACGGGCAUGGGUCUUUCAAGAACGCAUACUUGCACCACGGGUCAUCCAUUUUUGUAAAAACAAAAUAUUUCGUGAAUGUUCCAAAGAGCAGAUGGAUGAAUUGCAAGACUAUAGCCCCUGCAUCAGCAUUCCCAAGCAGGCCAACCAGGCACAUAUUAAUUUUAUAUCCGACGAGGGCUUCGACGGUUUGAGAAAGGAACAAGACUUUUAUCACCAGUUUCGCUCUCGUCUAGAGAUCUACUCCCGCACCGCUCUUUCUUUUCCACAAGACAGAUUACCAUCAGUUGCUGGCAUCUCCAAGGCUAUCGGUAGAUAUAUGGGGCUCGGCGAAGAUCAGUACUUUGCCGGUGUAUGGAGAAACGAUCUCCCAAAGGCAUUACUAUGGAAGACCAGGUACAAUCUGCGUAACAAGAAUUGGGAUCCUAAGAAUGCUGGGUACAUCAGUCCGUCGUGGUCUUGGGCUGGAUGCGAAGCCCCUGACAUACGGCAAAAACUCGAUACUCCACCUUUCGAAGAACUAAUCGAGGUGAUGUAUAUUUGGGCCGUACCUGAGAAAUCUGGGGGCAGCCAUUUCGGCAAGAUCCGUGACGGUGGGCUGACCUUGAGGGGCCGUCUGUUCGAGAUUCAUCGGAAGAGGAUUGGCGACGGGUUCUUGAUAUCCGUACAAGACGGUAACACUGACUUGAAAGAUGAACUGUACUUCGAAUCCAAAUCCCUACAAACAACUCGAGAGAGCAAAAAGACAACUGAAGGAUCUCUGAAGGAGGUCGACAUUUACUGGGACAGAUACGCAAAGGAUCGUGAACGUGCCAGUCUCCCUUUGCGGCAAGCCAACGCGUCGCUGGAUUCUGUUCCCUGGGAUAAAGUCGACCCAGAGAUCCUGUACUUUCUGCCAACUAGCCACUUUACAUAUCAAGAACGAGCAGAAACUCGAAUUCUCAUGGUAGGACUAGUGCUACAACACGACGACAGCACUGGAAGAUAUAGGAGGAUUGGACUGUUCGAAACUGAGGAACCCAAAUGGGAUGGGUCUAACCAUAAGCUCGGGAUGCGUUUGUUAAAGGGUAGCAUGGUGGAACUAACAAUUUUCUGA